AUGUCUGCUGCUGCUGCUGCUGCUGCUGCUGUUACUACAACUGAACCAGUAAUGAAGACAUAUUGUUCUGGUUUACAAUGUGGUAAAGAAACUCAAUCCGAAUUAAAGUGUCCUAUAUGUUUGAAAGCUGACAUCAUUUCUGUUUUCUGUAAUGAAACUUGUUAUAAGAAUAAUUAUAAGGCUCAUAAAAGUUUACAUUUCAAAGAAAAUGAAGAUGGUACUCUAAACAAAGAUGUUUCAUAUGAUCCAUACACUAAGUUUAAAUAUACUGGUGACGUCAGAGCCCAGUAUCCAUUGACUCCUAAGAGAAUUGUUCCAGAACAUAUUAAGAAACCAGAUUGGGCCGCCAAUGGUUUACCCAUCGGAGAACAAAAAAAUGAUAGAUUGAACAAGAUUCCAGUUUAUUCGAAGGAUCAAAUUAAAAAAAUAAGAAAAGCUGCUAUUCUUGGUAGAGAAAUUCUAGAUAUUGCAGGUGCAGCAGUGAAACCAGGUGUAACUACUGAUGAAAUCGAUGAAAUCGUUCAUAAUGAAACCAUUAAACGUAAUGCUUAUCCUUCCCCAUUAAAUUACUACAAUUUCCCAAAAUCUGUAUGUACAUGUGUGAAUGAAGUUAUCUGUCAUGGUAUUCCUGACAGGACCGUACUGAAAGAAGGUGACAUUGUUAAUAUUGAUGUUUCAUUAUAUCAUAAUGGUUUCCAUGCCGAUUUAAACGAAACUUAUUAUGUUGGUGAAAAAAUUUCAAAAGAAGCUAUUAACACUGUUGAAACUUCUAGAGAAUGUUUGAAAAAUGCCAUCAAACUGUGUAAACCAGGUGUAACUUUCCAAGAAUUAGGUGAUCAUAUUGAAAAACAUGCGACUUUAAACAAAUGUUCUGUUGUGAGAACUUAUUGUGGCCACGGUGUUGGUGAGUAUUUCCAUUCAUUGCCAAACAUCCCUCAUUACGCAAGAAACAGAACUGCAGGUGUCAUGAAACCAGGUAUGGUAUUCACUAUCGAACCAAUGAUCAAUGAAGGUACAUGGAGAGAUGUGACCUGGCCUGAUGACUGGACGUCUGCUACUCAAGAUGGUAAACUCAGUGCUCAAUUUGAACAUAUGCUCUUAAUCACAGAAAAUGGUGUUGAAAUAUUAAGUGCUAGAAACAAGAAGUCUCCAGGUGGCCCAAGAGAAAGAACAAAAUAG
This is a messenger RNA of Tetrapisispora phaffii CBS 4417, 1179 nucleotides long. It is a transcript of the gene MAP1, whose product is annotated as methionine aminopeptidase MAP1. NCBI's taxonomy places the organism in Eukaryota, Fungi, Ascomycota, Saccharomycetes, Saccharomycetales, Saccharomycetaceae. The transcript has a single exon. Gene Ontology annotation, biological process: proteolysis. Gene Ontology annotation, molecular function: metalloaminopeptidase activity. The coding region runs from base 1 to 1179 and encodes 392 amino acids. The record is from RefSeq and is a predicted model, not a curated record.